ACGAACUUAGGUGGAAAAUGUCAAAAUGAAAAGAUUAUCAUCCAUUUUCACAAGAAGUUUUGUUAAGUAUGUACAAGGACAGUCUCCUGGACCCAAAACAAGAGAAUACUUUUACUACAUAGACCACCAGGGACAGUUGUUCUUGGAUGACACAAAAGUAAAAAACUUUAUAACGUGCUUUAAAGACAAGAAGUUUCUUGAUUUCUUCUUCAAGAGAUUAAAAGUAAACGAGACAGGUCGCUACCAUGACGACUUCCCCUACGUCUCGCCUUGUGGACGGGAAAUGAAUUACAUUCGAUGCGACGACCUACCAAUCGUGUUUAACCAGCUAUUAAAACCAGACAGGCAAGUCAUUGAGAACAUACAAGGCCACUCCCAGUUGACCACGCCCACAGAAGAGCUACUAUCAUACGGAGGUGUGACAUCACUUGUCGUUCCUUUUCAACCUGAAAAACUUGUCAUGUUUCCAGAAAGUGGGCGUGUCUAUCACCCAGGUCCUGUAGGAGGGGCUGGACUGAUAAAGUCCAGUCUUGCUUUGGAGAUUAGUCCAUUCUUUGGGUAUAGAGAAGGAUCUUCAGAGACCGACCAACCACACUCUUUUAAAUGGAAGGGACAGAUCCAUGUACUUGACAACUCCAUCAUGAAAUAUAUCAAAGCACAUAAAGACGUAUAAUUAAUUAUUUUAUUAAUCAUAAAUCAUGUCAGUGUUGCGUAAAAAA
This is a messenger RNA of Amphimedon queenslandica, 719 nucleotides long. Its product is annotated as UPF0598 protein C8orf82-like. The record is from RefSeq and is a predicted model, not a curated record. Lineage: Eukaryota; Metazoa; Porifera; Demospongiae; Haplosclerida; Niphatidae. The coding region runs from base 26 to 673 and encodes 215 amino acids. The transcript has 3 exons.